Molecule: messenger RNA, 876 nt
Organism: Epithele typhae
Lineage: Eukaryota; Fungi; Basidiomycota; Agaricomycetes; Polyporales; Epitheliaceae
Exons: 1
Coding region: 1-876 (291 amino acids)
Source: RefSeq, a predicted model, not a curated record
AUGAAGCUAGUAUCUGCUGUUUAUCUUCUUUGCAAGCGCACAACCUCACACUCACGCGCUGAGAAGUACCGUCACUAUGUCGCCCAAUGGUUAUGCGGCAUACAAAAGCUCUAUCCCAGCAAGUAUUCCCACCGGACAAACAACCAUGUGGCGUUCCAUAUCUACGACUUCCUAAGGCUUUUUGGACCUGUAUACUUGUGGUGGUGCUUCCCCUUCGAACGUCUCAUCGGACGUCUUCAACGGAUUCCUCACAACGACAAGAUUGGUAAGUUUCACUGCUCCAAUUGGUUUCACCGCGUGUUUACUCACUUCCUCAUCAAUCCUGCAGGCGAGGCAGAAGUUACCAUGCUACAGUCUUUUCUGAGAGCCGCUCGGUUGCGACGCUGGUUGCUUCGUCCUGAUUGUCCCUCUGCACUCCGUGAAGUGAAGCGAUUAUUUCACAAGGCAUUCGGGAGUGGCAGCAUGGAGUCGUCUUCAGAGGUGCAUGGGGACGAUGCUGAAGGGACACCCACUUGCUAUGACAAGAUCCCAGACGACUUGCGACAACUCCUUACUCCGGUUGAAUGCGACAAUGUCACUCUGGUCGCCCGGCAUAGGCACAACAAUGUCAUAUUCGCACGGGCGUCGACCCACGCAGGAAACAGCCUCGUGUGUUUCUACCGUCACAGCAGCGGCGAGCGGGAGUUCGGCAGCAUCAAGUAUAUCUACAAGGUCGGCGUCACCGUCAAGUUUGCAGUACAAUCUCAUCUACCUGCACGCCAUGGCGACCCAUUUCUGGAGUACAAAGACUUCCCUGCCACAACGCGAUCUCAGCAGCUUUCCAGCACGCUUGAAAGUAUAUGCCCAUCUGAUGUUACGGGUCAUUUCGCAAGAUAG